CUCAUCAUGAACUGCAGCUUUCCAGCCCACCCUCUUGUCUAAGCGUGGUUAUUUAAAGCAUCAGGUCAACUCCACUAAAUCUGAACCAACCCGUCAGAUUCUAUGGACUCCCACUGGAAGUUUAUCGACUCAAAGUAGUAUCAACAAUAAAUGCACCAGACCAGUCAUCUUCCACUAGUAACAAAUGGCAGUUAUCAAAGUCAUCAAUAAUUCCUCAACGGACAUUUAUGUCAGUGUUCAAGCAUCUGCCGAAGAUGCCAGUAAUGGGGCCAGCGAGGCCUGGUACACUCUCAAAGCCCACGGAGGGAGUGACACCUGGAAUCAUAGGGCUCAUGAGCGAGUUGUAUUUUUCACCAGAAGCUUGACUCCAGGGGCACUGGUCGAGACGGUUUUUGGUGUACCAGGAGAAACUGUGAACAUCUACUAGCAGGAUUUGUUACUCAUAUUCACUUGAAUACAUAACGUAUUUGUUACCGC
Aspergillus costaricaensis CBS 115574 is the source of this 477-nucleotide messenger RNA. RefSeq lists its product as uncharacterized. Lineage: Eukaryota; Fungi; Ascomycota; Eurotiomycetes; Eurotiales; Aspergillaceae. The record is from RefSeq and is a predicted model, not a curated record. Bases 185 to 427 code for a protein of 80 amino acids. The transcript is spliced from 3 exons.